AUUUAGUACUCGAUCGCAAACUGUCGGCAAUAUACCCAAUACUUCUCCGAAUAGAACACUUCCUCAGAAAGCCUACACGAUGCCUAUCGAGAAUUACGAUAUCGUCAUAGUCGGCGCUGGGCCUGUGGGCCUGCUCCUCAGCACCUGUCUCGCAAGAUGGGGCUACAAGAUCAAACACAUCGACAUGCGACCCGAGCCGACCUUGACCGGACGCGCUGAUGGCAUUCAGCCGCGAUCGCUCGAUCUGUUACGGAAUAUGGGCUUGAAGCGCGAUAUCAUGGCGAAUGAGCCCGCGAAGGUUUACGAAGUCGCAUUCUGGGAUCCUCAAGAUGGCGGCAAGGGCAUUCACAGAACAGGAACCUGGGCAUCAUGUCCAAAGUUCAUUGAUGCGAGAUAUCCAUUUACAACGCUUUUACAUCAGGGGUUGAUUGAGAGAGUCUUCAUCAAGGAUAUUGAGAAGCAUAAUACAAGGAUACAACGGCCGUGGAGGAUCACCGGCUUCAAGAACGAUGGAAAGGACCCGACAUACCCUGUAGAGGUCAGCAUCGCGCAUGUUGAUGGCGAUGAGCAGGAGACCGUCAGAGCGAAGUACCUGUUCUCUGGCGAAGGUGCAAGAAGUUUUGUGAGAGAACAGCUCGGAGUGGGCAUCACUCACAAGGAUCCGAUCGCGUAUGUCUGGGGUGUCAUGGAUGGUGUCGUGAGGACGGAUUUUCCAGAUAUCAAGAUGAAAUGCACAAUCCACUCAGACGCCGGAUCCAUCAUGGUUAUUCCACGCGAGAACAACAUGGUUCGUCUGUAUAUCCAGAUCGCAUCAUCCACAGACCCGGAUUGGAACCCACGAAAACAGGCCACAACAGAGGAAGUCCAGGAACAUGCUAAGAAGAUCCUCAAGCCAUACUACAUCGAGUGGGAUCGCGUAGAAUGGUACUCAGUCUACCCCAUUGGCCAAGGCAUCGCAGACCGAUAUACUUUGGAUCAGCGCGUAUUCAUGGGUGGCGAUUGCUGCCAUACUCAUUCUCCCAAGGCCGGUCAAGGCAUGAACACUGCAUUCCUUGACGCACAAAAUCUAGCCUGGAAAAUUCACCACGUCGAAUCUGGCUUCGCUGAUCGCUCAAUUCUCACAUCUUACGAAAGUGAACGCAAAUACGUUGCAGAGAAUCUCCUCAAUUUCGAUGCCAAGUACGCGAAACUGUUCUCUUCCCGGCAACCUUCUGCCAGCGAGCGCUCCUCCGCCUCAAAUCAGAACGCAGGCAGCAGCGACAACGAAGAAAAUCCUUUCAUCGCCACCUUUAAAGAGUCAUGCGAAUUCACAUCAGGCUACGGUGUUGCAUAUCUCGAGAACAUCUUCAACUGGUCAGAGUCACAUUCUGCGAAAUCGCCGCUCUUCCUCUCAGAAAAGAACCAGGGAACAAAGCUCCGUACUGGCCGCAUUCUCACUCCAGCUACUGUGACAAGGGUCGUUGACGCCAAUGUGGUCCACCUCGAACAAGAAAUUCCUCUUAAUGGUUCAUACCGGAUAUACCUCUUUGGCGGCAAACCAUCUACAACCAAACAAGCCAUCUCUGAUUUCGCCUCAAACCUGAAGAAGAAGGGUUCGUUUUACUCUGCCUACCAACGCUCCGACAUCGAUAAUGUUGACUACCACGAACGACACAAUCCUCACUCCUGGUUCUUCACAAUCAACACAAUCUUCAACGCGCAUCGCCCAGAAAUCGAGAUCAGAGAUCUGCUCCCUGAGGUGCUGGCGAGGUACACAGAUCAUGUCUAUGCGGAUGAUGUCUGGGAUCAGCGCGUUCCUGAAGCUCAGGCUGCUGCGCAUGCUAAGAUGGGUCUAAGUGAGGACGAGGGUGGAGUUGUGGUUGUGAGGCCGGAUGGAUAUGUGGGCUGCGUCGUGAAGCUUAUAGAAGGCAGUGGGACUGUGGAUGCCCUGAACGAGUACUUUAGUGCUUUUUGCACGAAGAAGAUUGGAGGGGAGGCAGCGAGGCUGUGA
This is a messenger RNA of Pseudocercospora fijiensis CIRAD86, 1990 nucleotides long. RefSeq lists its product as uncharacterized. The coding region runs from base 80 to 1990 and encodes 636 amino acids. The record is from RefSeq and is a predicted model, not a curated record. Gene Ontology annotation, molecular function: FAD binding. The transcript is spliced from 2 exons. Lineage: Eukaryota; Fungi; Ascomycota; Dothideomycetes; Mycosphaerellales; Mycosphaerellaceae.